AUGGGACCCAAAGCACGUGGCCCGAAGCAUAGACCCAAAACACAGGACCUGAAGCACGGACCUAAAGCACGAGCCCAAAGCACAAAACCCAAAGCACAAGACCUGUACACGAACUCAGAGCAAAGAACCCCAAAGCACAGGAUCCAAAGCCACAAAACCCAAAGCACAGGACCUGAAGCAUGGAUCCAAAGCACCGAACAUAGGACCCAAAACAAGGACCUGAACCACGGACCUAAAGCACGAGCCCAAAGCACAAAACCCAAAGCACAAGACCUGUAUCACGGGACCCAGAGCAAAGAACCCAAAGCACAGGAUCUAAAGCACAAAACCCAAAGCAUAAGACCCAAAACACAGGACCCAAAGCAAGGGACCAAAAAGCAAAUUACCCAAAGCUCAAGACCGAAAGCACAGGACCUGAAGCAUGGGACCCAAAGUACAAAACCCAAAGCACAGAACCCAGAGCAAAGGACCCAAAGCACAGGACCUGAAGCACGGGACUUAAAGUACGAACCCAAAGCACGAGACCCAAAAGCAAAGACUCCAAGGCACAAAGCUCAAAGCACAGGACCUGAAGCACAGGACCUAAAGCCCGGGACCCAAAGCAAGGGACCCGAAGCACAGGACCCAAAGCACGAGACCUAUAUCACAGGACCCAGAGCAAAUUACCCAACGCACAAGACCGAAAGCACGGGACCCAAAGCGCAGGACCUAAAGCACGACCUGAACCACGAGAAGCACAGGACCCAAAGCUCAUUGUUAUUACCAUUACUAUAG
Messenger RNA from Penaeus vannamei (Pacific white shrimp), 774 nucleotides. NCBI's taxonomy places the organism in Eukaryota, Metazoa, Arthropoda, Malacostraca, Decapoda, Penaeidae. The record is from RefSeq and is a predicted model, not a curated record.